This is a messenger RNA of Mesorhabditis spiculigera, 387 nucleotides long. The record is from the annotation of a GenBank genome assembly. NCBI's taxonomy places the organism in Eukaryota, Metazoa, Nematoda, Chromadorea, Rhabditida, Rhabditidae.
AUGAGUCGCUUCGCUGCGAUCUUCAAAGAGCAGCGCCUCCAACAAGAGAAGAUGACUCCUAUGCAACCGGAGAUCCGCACCCCAACGCUCCCUCCACGCGUCCCGACCAUCAUCAUUCCGGCACUAAUCGACCCGUUGGUCUACAGCUUCACCCCGUACACGGGCAAGCAACUCGCUGAAAAGAAGCUGGCCGCACGUAUGUUUUGGGGUAUGGUCCUCGCCAAGAAUGAAUCGGUGCCGGCCGCAGACGGAACGUUGAACCGCGACCACACGUGUCACUUCUGUUAUCGGAAGGCCGAAAGCGAAGCGAUCAAGCGCGGCAACUUCCACAUGUUUCCCGAAUCCGAUGGACCUUGGCGCGGGCACGGCUUCGCGGCUACGGCGGCC